UUUCUGGAGCCCACUCAGUACUGAAUGCAUUGGGGCGAUGCAGUGCUGCAGCGCCAGGAUAUACCGGUAUUUUUUAAUAACAGGUACAACAUGUCGUUAAUAUAAAGUCACUGACUGUUAUUUAUGCGAAUUAAUGCUUGAUUAUGUCAAGAAUUUUCCCUGAAUAAGUUAAAAGCAUUGCAAGCCCGCUGUGAAAGAGCUCUACGGGCUCCAGAAAAUGGCUCCACUAUUUACUAACUUCGCCCACUCGUGACAUCAUUUUCCUGUCCUUGACUUUAUAGCAGGUAGUUUUUUUUGUUCGGAAUUGAGCCAAUCAGAAAGCGGCUACGGUGGCUCGGAAGAGACAAAAAAAAAAAAGGAACGGAAGCGAAUCGAAGCUGCGCGUCCGUGCCAUGGCGGACGAUUUCUGCAGGCUGUGCCACGAUUCGUUUUGCAAGCCCGGCUGUCAGAAAAUCUUGAGCCGGGUUCACCUGUUCAGAGCCUGCGAGAGGGGAGAAGCCGAGGGGCUGCAUUUGAGCCAGGAGCUCGCCCGGAUCGGCAUAGAGCUGGGAGCCCGCGGGGGAGAAGGAGAAGGAGAAGGAGGGAGCGAGCAGGGGGAGGAGGGGAGGCUGUCGAGUUUCGUGUGCCUGAAUUGUUUCAAACAGUUCCUUCACGUUUUAACUCAAAUCGAGGCGUGGCGGGACAAAGCGCACCGCAAGCCUGCGCAAGUGAAAGCAGAUAAUAGUAAUGACGAAGAGAGGACGGAUGUCCAAGGGGACAUGGAACUGGAGGACAGCAAGCAGGACAUCCCCCGGCUGGACCCAGACCAGAUGGCAGAGGGUGUAUUUGACGUGGAGGUGGUCCAGGUGAAGGAAGAGGAAAUGGAAGUGUCCAUCGAUCACGCGACCCAGGAGGAGGGGUGGAAAACACAGACCGAGGAUUUGAAAGUGGAUGAGGGACCCAGUCCGGACCCCGUGCCAAAACCCCUUUCAAAGACGGAUCCUGUAAAAAACUUCACAGCGACACCCGGGACACCCGUUGAAGAUCCCGCAGGCCGGACGCUGAACCCCCACCUCCCUCUGCUGCAGCAAAUCGCCCGGCAGAUUUCUCUCGCUUCGGAAAACGCGCUACCCGUCCGCGUGGCGGUGGCAGCGGCGUCCGAUAACUCGCCGAUCCCGUCAGCGGCGCCGAACUCUGGGCUUCGACUGGUCGGCGCUCCCCCCGGACCGAUCAGGCUGGUCCGAAUGCAGAACAGAGAAGUCCGGCUGGUCGGUCGGCAGGAACCCGCUUUGCAGACCCAACAUCAGCCGAUCAGGCUGCUCCAAAUGCAGAACAAAGAGGUCAGGCUGGUGGCUCCCGGACCGGGAGUGGUGAGCUUUCAAACCCGACCGACGCCGCAGAACCAGACUUGCGCGGUCGACUCGCUGAGUCCUACGGGUCAGCGGGCUGGAAUUCGGUUGGUUCCCGUACGGGCGCUGCCGGCUGCGAAGGAAGAACUGGGCGGCUUGAUUCGAGUUAACCUCAAUCAUAAGCCGAACCCCGAGUCGCAGGCUGCCGGCAGCAACAGCAGCAUCCGGGACGAGGCGGUGGUGGUGGUGGUCGGUCUCCCAAACGCCGCUUCGCAACCGAAGGAAAAUCCGGCAAACCGGUCUCGAGUCGACGGGCUUGACCUUGUGAUGGCUUACCGGAGCCAGCUCCCCAAAACCGCUACGCCCUCGAUCUUGACCCCAGCCCCAGCCCCAGCCCCGGCCCCAAGAGUUUCACUCUCCUCUUCUUCUUUGGAGGGUUCGGAAGCGGACGAGGACGAGGAAGGCCGCGGCGCGAAAAGUUCUUACAUCUGCACCCACUGCGGGAACUCCUUCUCCCGGAUGAGCAGUCUCCACCGGCACCAGGACACCUUGCACCCCCGGGUCCGCGCCCCUUCCUACCCCUGCCCCGAGUGCGGGAAGAACUUCACGGAUUCGGGGAACCUGCGUCAGCACUGGCGGAUCCACACGGGCGAGAAGCCGUACUCGUGCGGGGACUGCGGCCUUCGCUUCCGCUUCAAGGGGAACCUCAACUCCCACCAGUGCAUCGACGAGGAAGAGACGCCUUUUUCCUGCCAGGUCUGCGGGAAGAAUUUUCGCCGCCCGGAAGGGCUGGAGAGGCACGUCGCCGCGGCUCACCGGGAGCCCGGGGCCGGCGGGUACGAGUGCGUCGUCUGCGGGAAGCGGUUCUGGAACCGGGAGCUGCUGAAGUCCCACGGGAGGGUCCACACGGUUCAGAAGCCGUACUGGUGUCAGGAAUGCGGGAAGCGUUUCCGCCACCUGUCCACUUUCAACUACCACAAGCGAACGCACCUCCGGGAGGCCCCGCACCGCUGCGACAAGUGCGGCCGGGCCUUCGCGGAUCAGGAGGCCCUGGAGGGCCACAGCAAGGUGCACGGGAGCGAGGCCCCGUUCCGGUGCGAGGUUUGCGGGAACGGGUUCAGGCUGCGGUCGCAUUUCCGGUCCCACCAGAGGAUUCACUCCGGGGAGACUCCGUACGACUGCGCGGAGUGCGGGAGGAGUUUCAGCCAUCUGGGGGCUCUGCGGUUCCACGUGCAGAACCACGAGCGAGGGAAGAAGGAGGAGGAGAAGAGUGAGAACGGGAAAGCUGAGUGAGGAGGAGAGGCCUCUGUGGGGGGGGGGAGGCUGUUGUCAUGAAACGGGGGGGUGGAAACUCGGAUCGGACAGUUGAAAAGAAUCGAACGGAAAAACGCAACAGACUCUUCUGUUGUUUGUUGGAGAUUCCUAUCCGUUCCUAAUUUAGGUGAAGUUAUUUUCUGCUGAUGCAGCUCUGUGGUGGAUCCUAGUUCUUUUGUUUCUGACUGAUCUUCUCUUUUUUUAUUCCAACUUAAGAUCUGGAUUAACUUCAUUGAUCUAAUUUAUUUGUUCAGUCGGACACAUAUCCCCCCGCCUCCCGCCCCCCACAACGGGUCUUUUUAGUUUCUGAAAAAUGCACUUCCUUUCAAGAUUCAAGGUCACACGACCCGUGAAACAUUGUGAGGCCUGGGAGAGAAGGGUUCGAGUGUGUUCCAAUUAGUCGAAUAAUAAUUGAAGCCUGAAAGACGCCCUCCCCCCUCCAGGAACUGAGUUUGACACCCCUGGUCGAGCUAAUAACCUUUAACUAUCGGCCGUUCGUUCCCAGUAUAACUUCACGACAACUUUGUACGUUUUUUAUAAGCUGCUCCAGGUUUCAGUGGUUAAAGAAAAGGGGUCUUGAUACCAGGAGGUUCAAAUCACCCAGCUCAGCCACUGACUCCCUGUGUGUGUGUGACCCUGAGCAAGUCACUGAACCUCCUUGUGCUCCGUCCUUCGGAUGAGGCGUCAAACAAACAAGCUCCUAUUGGAAGUGACUCUGCAGCAGCAGCAGCAGCAGUUGUUGACGAUGCAGAGUUCACCCACCCAAGUCUCUGUAAAUCGCUUUGGAUCUAAGUGUCUGCAAAAUGUCUCAUUAAUAAACUGGAUUGUAAAUUGACCUGAAACAC
This is a messenger RNA of Acipenser ruthenus (sterlet), 3487 nucleotides long. RefSeq names its product myeloid zinc finger 1-like. The transcript is spliced from 3 exons. The record is from RefSeq and is a predicted model, not a curated record. Lineage: Eukaryota; Metazoa; Chordata; Actinopteri; Acipenseriformes; Acipenseridae. The coding region runs from base 393 to 2621 and encodes 742 amino acids.